Cheilinus undulatus (humphead wrasse) is the source of this 1431-nucleotide messenger RNA. It is a transcript of the gene hsdl1, whose product is annotated as hydroxysteroid dehydrogenase like 1. The record is from RefSeq and is a predicted model, not a curated record. Lineage: Eukaryota; Metazoa; Chordata; Actinopteri; Labriformes; Labridae. The coding region runs from base 214 to 1194 and encodes 326 amino acids. Gene Ontology annotation, cellular component: mitochondrion. The transcript is spliced from 5 exons.
UCCCUGUGCCAGGUGCUGGAUAGAGGACAUCUCUAACCUCCUAAAACGGCUGUAUAGCUUGUCACUUUAGUGGUAAAUUUACUUUAUAUGACUAGCGACAUGUUUUGAGAAUACGCCUUACGUACUGGCUUACAUUGCGUUAAGAAAUUAAAACGUAAAACCAGUCCAAAAGCUAAAGCUAGCAUCAUAGCAUCAACUUAAGCAGUGAGGACCAUGGCGGCUGUUGACAGCUUUCAGUUUCUCUACAGAGAAAUUUCUCGGUCAUGCAGUGGUUACUUUGAAACCCUGGCCCUGGUGGGGGCUCUGUACACGGCCAGCAAGGUGGUGAUCCUGCUGAGAGACUGCUGCAUGCUGGUUAGGGUGCAUUUCCUACCGAGAAUGAUCCCAACCAAGAAGCUGACCCAAAGAUUUGGAGAUUGGGCUGUCAUCUAUGGUGCAUCCCAACCCAUAGCCACAGCCUAUGCAGAGGAGUUGGCCCGGCAUGGUAUCAGCAUCAUCUUUGUCACCCAGGACCACACUGUUCUCAGAGACACGGCUGCAUCCAUCUCUCAAAACUACGCCGUGGAAACCGUCGUCGUCCUGGCUGACUUCUCUCUCGAUCAGGCCGCCAGCAAGCCCAUCAAAGAAGCCAUGAGGGGCAAAGAUAUCGGCUUCUUGGUGAAUUGCUUGGAUGAGUCUUUGGCUUCCCCGCAGAGCUUGAUGGAAAUCCCUGAGCAAGGCUUGUUGGAUUUGGUGAAUAAAAACAUUGCGGUCGCUACUCUGAUGACUCGGAUGGUGCUGCCAGGGAUGGUGGAACGAAGCAGAGGAGCUGUGGUUAAUAUAUCAUCGGGCGCCUGCUGCAGACCUUUUCCCGGAAGAGUGGCACUCACUGCCUCCACGGGCUACAUGGAUCAUUUCUCAAGAGCUCUUCACCUUGAGUACAGCAGCAGAGGGAUCUUUGUACAAAGUCUGAUUCCUUUCCAGAUAGCAAAGAGCUUGCAAGACCUACCAUCAUCAUCUUUCACUCCGACGCCAUCAUCACACAGCUGGUUUGUACCAAAGCCAGACAUUUAUGCUCGCCAUGCCAUCUCCACGCUUGGCGUCUCCAACAGAACCACUGGCUACUGGCCUCAUACUCUGCAGUACGGUCUGAUGAGAUGUAUCCCUGAGUGGAUUUGGGUUCUUGGCUCUCGUGUGUUUGUCAGUAUAAGCUAAGCGCUCGCCUCCCGUUCUUUGCCAUAGACUUACUGGAGCUUCAUGUUACAGCAGCAUUUCUCCAUUGUUAAUCUCUCAGGUUUGGUUGAGGCUCAUAGCUACUUUAUUGUGUUCUACUGAUUUUGAAACUCUUAGUGGGAUCCUGCAGCAGAAUUGACCUGAAAUGAUUCACCAAUAUUACUGUCUUAUGAUCUGAUAAUUGAUCAACCUAAAGAUUAAAGUCUUAGUCUGGGUGUG